AUGGCCGACUCCCGCCGUUCUCGCGUCUUCUUCGACAUUCAGAUCGGCAACCAGAAGCCCGGUCGCGUUGCUCUCGAAUUGUUCAACGAUGUCGUCCCCAAGACCGCGGAUAACUUCCGGGCGCUUUGCACCGGCGAAAAGGGCAUGGGCCAGCAGGGCAAGCCAUUGCACUUCAAGGGCUCCAUCUUCCACCGCGUCAUCAAGCAAUUCAUGAUCCAGGGUGGUGACUUCACCGCGUUCAACGGCACGGGCGGCGAAUCUAUCUACGGCGAGAAAUUCCCCGACGAGAACUUCGACCUCAAGCAUGACCGUCCCUUCCUCCUCUCCAUGGCCAACUCCGGCCCCGGCACCAACGGCAGCCAGUUCUUCAUCACCACCGUCCCCACCCCCCACCUCGACGGCAAGCACGUCGUGUUCGGCGAGGUCAUCAACGGCAAGAGCGUCGUCCGCAAGGUCGAGAACCUGGCCACCCAGGCCGACAAGCCCUCCACGGAUGUCACCAUCGUCGAGUGUGGCGAGCUGACCGGCGCCGACUACGACAACGCAGACAAGCAGAUCCCGGACGCGACGGGUGAUCCCUUCGAGGACUUCCCUGAUGACCACCAGGGCGAGGAGCUGAGUGCCCCCGUGUGCUUCAAGAUCGCGUCCGAGCUGAAGAACUUCGGAAACACUGCCUUCAAGAGCGGCAACCUCCCUCUCGGUCUGGACAAGUACCAGAAGGGUCUGCGCUACCUGAACGAGUUCCCGGAACCCGACGAGCAGGACCCCAAGGACCUGGACCCCCAGAUCAAGGCGCUCCGCUUCACCCUGCACUCGAAUUCCUCCCUCCUGGCCAACAAGCUCGGUCAGUACAAGAACGGGCAGACCUGGGCCACCUACGCGCUCGAGGUGGCCGCCGCCGCCAACGCUAAGGAUGCCGACAAGGCCAAGGCGUAUUACCGCCGCGCGGUGGCCUACAGCGGACUGAAGGAGGAGGACGAGGCCCUGAAGGAUCUGGAGGAGGCGUCCAAGCUGGCCCCGGGAGACGCCGGUAUCACCAACGAGGUUGCUCGGGUGAAGAAGGCCGUCAAGGACCGUGAGGCUAAAGAGCGGGCGACCGCGCAGCGGUUCUUCUCAUGA
This is a messenger RNA of Aspergillus heteromorphus CBS 117.55, 1119 nucleotides long. RefSeq names its product peptidyl-prolyl cis-trans isomerase D. The record is from RefSeq and is a predicted model, not a curated record. Lineage: Eukaryota; Fungi; Ascomycota; Eurotiomycetes; Eurotiales; Aspergillaceae. The transcript is spliced from 5 exons. Bases 1 to 1119 code for a protein of 372 amino acids. Gene Ontology annotation, molecular function: peptidyl-prolyl cis-trans isomerase activity; protein binding. Gene Ontology annotation, biological process: protein folding; protein peptidyl-prolyl isomerization. Gene Ontology annotation, cellular component: intracellular membrane-bounded organelle.